Molecule: messenger RNA, 1025 nt
Organism: Monopterus albus (swamp eel)
Lineage: Eukaryota; Metazoa; Chordata; Actinopteri; Synbranchiformes; Synbranchidae
Product: TATA-box-binding protein-like
Exons: 8
Coding region: 97-990 (297 amino acids)
Biological process (GO): DNA-templated transcription initiation
Molecular function (GO): DNA binding
Source: RefSeq, a predicted model, not a curated record
UGAGAGGACAUAUAUGUUGUAUCUGGCAUAACUUUUGUUUACGAGAAGGUUAUUUAGUCACAGACCUGAUCCAGGCCUCUGGAGUGUUUUCCAAUCAUGGAUGAGUCAGCGUUGGAAAGAUACAUUGACGAGUUCAUUGCCAAAGAACUGCCACAGCUGGAGGAGUCCCUCUGUUUACUGCCUGAUGAGCUCCUGACACUGUGCCAGGAUGACACAGGUGAACCCAGACAAACAGCAGAGAGAGAGAGAGGAACUGUUAGCACCAGUGUGGACUACAGCUCCCAGAAUCCCACAGCAGCAGCUGAGCUCCCAGGUGGGUCAUCCACGCUGGAGCAGGGGGCCUCCGCCGUUUGUCCCAUGACCCUCGUGAUGCCUGUGAACCAUGUGACGGAGCUACCUAAAAUAAUCCCAAAGAUAACGAAUGUGGUCGCAACAGCGAGGCUGGGCUGCAGUUUGGACCUGAACUUCAUUGCUCACAACACCUGGAACGUGGAGUACAAUCCACAGUGGCCCAGCAGGCUCAUCAUGAGGAUCCGUAAACCACGAACCACAGCGAUGAUCUAUAGAUCUGGGAAAAUUAUCUGUAUAGGAGCAACAAGUGAGCAGGAGUCACGGGUGGCGACCAGGAGGUUCGCUCGCAAAGUGCAGAAGCUCGGCUUUCCCGUCUCCUUCCUGGACUUUAUGAUCCAGACCGUGUCCGGCACCUUUAGAACCUUCCCAGUCAGUUUGGAGCAGCUGUCGCUGGCCCACCAUCAGAACUGCAGAUAUGAACCAGAGAUCUUUCCUGCUGUCUUCUACAACCUGAGACCUGGCCUCACUCUGAACAUCUUUGCAAAUGGGAGCAUGACUCUGAAAGGAGCUAAAAAUGAAACUGAAGUCUACGAGGCGUUUGAGACGGUCUGUCAGAUACUGAGCCGCUUCAGGAGGCAAAGAGAGACCCAUCAGACAACAGCAGCUCCUGUUUGCUUUUACAGCAACGGUAGAAAAUAAACAGAUUGUUUUAGACUGUGUUUCAAGGAGCUGAG